AUGUUUUGUGAUUAUCAUGGCACUUAGUGCGUCAGCCAGUGCAUUUAGAUUUUUCAAAUCGAAGAAUUCGGUGCAGUCGCUCCAGGACUUCGAUCCAGAUAUCGAGCCUUAUGAAGAUCGGGGAAAGCACGAUAGGAAAAUAUUUGACUACUGGAAGAACGGAGUAAAGCUCGAUCUUAGAGUGGUGCCGGCAGUGAACAACUCGAUCAGUGAUGAAGACGAUCAUUUUCCAGCGUUUCCCGUUCGGGAUAUUGGCCAGUGUAUUCUGGACUUCUCGGCUGUGUGCAUACGGGAUAGGAUGGCUAGGUACAUCAUCGCUAUGUCGAGUCUGGAGAAGAUUAAUUUGUAUGGGAAGAGUGUGAAGCUUGUCAAAGUGCGGUCUUUGCCGGAGGAGAGGUGGGACGAGAGGUCUCUGGAUCCUGUCAAGAAGGUUGAUCAGAGUAUAGAUGACUUCUUCGACAGCUUUGCGCUCAGGAUCAGCCUUCCCAAGGGCAAUGGUAAACGGGAGAUGAAUCAGAUUGAAGUAAUGUAUGAGGACAGAGGAGCGGUUGAAGGACGAGGGGGGAAAGGUGGCGGUGGUGGUAAGGGCGGCGGCAAAGGAUGCAAAAAGAUGAUGAUGUGCAUGGUCAUGGCUGCUAAGAUGAAAAUGAUGGGAUUGAUUGGAUUGAUGUCCAUGAAGGGACUGAUGAUGGCAGCGGUGUCGAUGAUGAUAACGAAAGGAAUGAUGAUAAUGCAUCUGAUGAACAGUAAGAAGGGUGGAGGUGGCGGUGGAUAUGGCGGCGGAGGCGGAUACGGAGGCGGUGGGGGUGGUGGACAAUUAAAGGAGAUCGUGCUUUUAACGAAAUCAAGUGGUGGAGGAUGUGGAGGAGGAGGCGGUGGAGGCGGUGGAGGGUGCGGCGGAGGAUCACCAUCCCCGUCUUCUAGCUACAGUGCACCCCCAUCUUCUAGCUAUGGGGCACCUCCACCAACUAGUUAUGGAGCACCGCCACCGACCGGUGGCGGCGGCGGUGGCGGGGGUGGAUAUGAUUUUAACUCACAGGGUGGUGGUGGCGGAUGGGGACGCAGCUUCGGCAAUGGAAUAUCUAUCACACCAAAUACGGAACAGUUAUCCAAUCGUCCUUCACAGAUCGUUAACACGUCGAGGAUCACCAGCCAACCGGAGGUUCAGGAAAAGUUUAUUGAUCACAAUUGGAUGACCAGUUAUCAGCCAGAGGGUCAACGAAUCGGCGAAGUUGUGGAGACGGCGGAUAUUUCCAACUCUGAUUAUCAGAAUAUCAAUCCGCGGGUGGAUCGCAAGCUGAAUUUUAUCGGGGAUAUUGACAAUAAAAUUACUGAACCUAAAGUUGUUUAUGCUGACAAUUGGUCGAAUUAUGAAGCUACCGAUCGCAUUUGGGAUACUAUAGGACCGAUAGUGGCCAGGAGGAUCCGAGGAAAACACAUGCACAUUAUAAAUUACUGGGACGAUCUCGCAUUAUAUGGUAAUGAUGUCAAAAUAUGCAAGUUCACUUGCUGUUGUUUUACAGCCCUGCAUUAUCACAGAUUCGUUGUUGCCCUCCAACAUCAAAAUCACGAUAAUAAAUGA
Fopius arisanus is the source of this 1582-nucleotide messenger RNA. NCBI's taxonomy places the organism in Eukaryota, Metazoa, Arthropoda, Insecta, Hymenoptera, Braconidae. The record is from RefSeq and is a predicted model, not a curated record.